UGUGACAAAAACACCCUCUCAAUUGGUAUCGUCCAGAAGCUAUAAAUACUCAGUUAAUCUGCUCGCCACCCGGUGCACUCGCUGCGCAGCUUUGGUUGCUUAGGAACGCCUGAAUGCAGGUUGCAUAAAGAUGUUGGUGGCAAAGUGAGGAAGCUGGUCAGUCUGGCUGGUUGAGGUGUAGAGGGGACGCCACAAACCACGCCAGAACUCUGACUAAUGACACUUUCACUGCCCUUGGUAAAUCUCCUCAUCUCCAUGUCUCUCCCUGGAUCAUAGCUACAAAUAUGGUGACUCUUAUAACAGAGCAACUUCGUAAGCAGAGUUUAGAAGAACCCUAUCACAAGGCCUUCUCAUUCAGUGUGAAUGUGUCAUUACCUACAGUGGGCUCCAGUCCCACUGUCUCGUGGAGUGCUCAUAAAACAACACAAGAGAGCUACACCUCAACUACACAUCCAUCAUCUGUUGCCAGUGUUUUGGAUGACUCCUGUGGACUUGAUUCACUAUGGCCUACUUCUCAAUCUGGAGAAUCACUCCAGAGACCAGAACGUCCCUUCAAGGCUUUCCAAAGUUCACCUCCGCCACCUCCAAAACGCCACUGCCGGUCCCUCUCUGUUCCAGAGGAUCUGUCUCAGUGCCGCACCACCUGGCAUCCCAGCGCAUCAAGGGUUUGGACCCCGGUGAAACGUAGCUGUCACAGUGGUGGAGCAUCUAGUUCAGGCUCUGGAGCCAGCUCUUUGCCACUUUGUGGUCCUAGUUCCUCCUUCCCCUCUUCCUCCGUACACUCAUCUGCUAGUCCUACCUUCUUUAGCUUAGCGCUAUCGUCUGACUCCCUAAUAUCAUGGGGCUUCCCAUGGGACCCCUGCGAUACACUGAAAGGAGCGUGUUCUGCAUCCUUUGCUACGCCUUCUUCGUGCUCUUCUUCACCGGCCCCGCUGACCUCACACUAUGUGCUGCAGCGUCGCUUCUCCCUCUCCCCUGUACACAUUCAGAAAUCUCCUACGGUGCCCUUGCCCCCCCAACCCUGUCCAGGUUCAGCCUUGAAAUAUGGCCGUUCUGACUUGGAGCACCCAGCGCUGUCUCAGUCUCCUACUUCAGCCUGCAGUACACCAUCCUCAUCUAGGCGUGGCCUCCACCCUGCUUUGCCACGUUGCCACUCGCAGCCCUGUGACAUGCGCAAACCUCGCUUAAAGAGGCGCCAUGACCCAGAUGUUCUGCCCUACCCAAGGCCAGUCCUCGACUUCAGCAAGAUGACACAGAUUGGUAAUCGUGAGAGCCCUGCAUAUGGACCAGGUAGCGGUUUGAUUCCAGUGACCUCACAGGUGGAACGACGUUCGGCUUUCUCUCCGGCAGAGUUUCUGGGAAGAGCCAGCAUCGGGCCGCUCAGUGAAAGUGAGGAAGAGGAAGACGAAAGGAGGCCUGCAGAUGGAGGACAAAAGAUUGUUUUUGAAAGAGACUGUACAGAAUUGGAUCUGAACCUUAUAGAAGAAAACUGAUCGCUCCUUGGUGCUCUCAGUGUUACAACUACAUCAAUAUCCAUGUUAAGCACACCUGCAGGCUUAUAUUUUUUGUCUUUUUAAUAUAACGUGCUAUUCUGGCAGUUGGUGGAAACCUGCUGCCCUCUCUAUACAAAUGUCCAGAGUUUAAAAGUAAGAUCCAAGAACCCCAUGUGGGAGGCUAAUAUCCAAUGACAUUGCUGCGAUCAUAACACUUGAGCUUGCUCACUAUUCAAAAUUGCACAAAUUUUGUUAGCGCUGGCCUGUUGAAGCACUCCUUAAGGAAAUGUGCAUGAGCGAAUAAGCAAGAUUUAAUGCGCACAGAUUUUUGACUAAUAUUUGAUAUUAAGACAAGUCUUAAUUAGCAUAAGCCACUGGUUUGCAUCUUGAUGGCCUUACAUAUCCUUAUCAAAGAACUUUAUUGCCAGAGGUUGACAGAAUGUUUCUAUUACAUGACGCACACUAAAUGCCAGUAACUGAAUGAGACAGAUUGUUGUUCAGUGCUGCUUCUGAUACUCGAGUAGACUACUUUUGUAUUUGGCUGACUGAAUUAAAUGUGAGCUGUUUAACAGUAGCUAAAAUGUUGCUGUGUGUAAGAUUUAAAAAAAAAAAAAAAAAA
This is a messenger RNA of Haplochromis burtoni (Burton's mouthbrooder), 2112 nucleotides long. Its product is annotated as protein FAM53C. Gene Ontology annotation, biological process: protein import into nucleus. NCBI's taxonomy places the organism in Eukaryota, Metazoa, Chordata, Actinopteri, Cichliformes, Cichlidae. Gene Ontology annotation, cellular component: nucleus. The record is from RefSeq and is a predicted model, not a curated record.